CCCUGCCUGCCUGCCUGCCUCCCUGCCUGCCUCCCCCGCACGGCGCCCGGCGCGAUCCGCGCUGCCCCGCCCCGGAGCCGCUGGCUCGGGGCGCGCACACACACGGAGCCAGGGGGCGGGCCGGCCGGGCGGGGGGGCCCGGCAGAUGAAGAUGGCAAUGUCUGUGAUCCAAGCGUGCCGCAGCCUGGCUCUCUCAACAUGGCUGCUGUCCUUUUGUUUCGUGCAUCUGCUGUGCCUGGACUUCACCGUGGCCGAGAAGGAGGAGUGGUACACGGCCUUCGUCAACAUCACCUACGCCGACCCGGCGGCCGGCAGCGCCGAGCUCCGCAGCGAGAAGAGCGAGUGCGGGCGUUACGGCGAGCAGUCGCCCAAGCAGGACGCCCGCGGGCAGGUGGCCCUCUCCGCCUCGCCCACCGACCGCUACGCCUGCGACCCCGGCACCCGCUUCAACGCCCCGGCGCCGGGCAAGAGCUGGGUGGCCCUCAUCCCGCGGGGCAACUGCACCUACAAGGACAAGAUCCGCCACGCCGCUGCCCAGAACGCCUCCGCCGUGGUCAUCUACAACGUCGGCUCCAGCAACGCCAACGAGACCAUCACCAUGCCCCACGCAGGCCUGGAAGAUGUGGUAGCAAUAAUGAUUCCCGAGCCCAAGGGCAGAGAGAUCGUGAGCCUGCUGGAGAGGAACAUCACUGUGAUGAUGUACAUCACCAUCGGCACGCGCAACCUGCAGAAGUACGUCAGCAGGACCUCGGUGGUGUUUGUCUCCAUCUCCUUCAUCGUGCUGAUGAUCAUCUCCCUGGCCUGGUUGGUCUUCUACUACAUCCAGAGGUUCCGCUACGCUAAUGCCAGGGACAGGAACCAGCGCCGGCUCGGAGAUGCUGCAAAGAAAGCAAUCAGCAAGCUACAAGUCAGAACAAUCAGGAAAGGUGAUAAGGAAACUGAGCCUGACUUUGAUAACUGCGCUGUUUGCAUCGAGGGCUACAAACCCAACGACGUCGUCAGGAUUCUGCCUUGCAGGCAUCUUUUCCACAAGUCCUGUGUGGACCCCUGGCUGCUAGACCACCGCACCUGCCCCAUGUGCAAAAUGAACAUACUGAAAGCUCUGGGCAUCCCGCCCAACGCAGACUGCAUGGAUGACAUUCCUCCAGACCUGGAAGCAUCCAUAGGAGGGCCCCCAACCAACCAGAUCACGGGAGCCAGCGACACCACAGUGAACGAGAGCUCCGUGGCCCUGGACCCCCCCGCGCGGGCUGUGGGAGCGCUGCAGGUCGUCCAGGACGCAGACUCCUUCCCCCAGGCUGGGGAGGGCAACUUCACCACCAGCAAUGAACAGGAGCCAGCAGUCAGCAGCGACUCAGACAUUUCCCUCAUCAUGGCCAUGGAGGUUGGACUGUCUGAUGUGGAGCUCUCCACCGACCAAGACUGCGAAGAGGCCAAGUCUUGAGAAGCAAGCAGAGCUCCAACACUAACUACAAGGGGAGGGUCACAGGGAGGGGCCAAGUCAGCUUUCUGGGCUGUGGAGCAGUCAUGCACAUGCCUGCAGAGCACUGUCACUCCUGCACACUCCAUUCCGAGACGGUCACGAGAAGCAAUAGCAGCAGUUGUGGCUGCCUGGAUGUGGUUCCAGCAUCUGCAUAUGUUCAUUUCGUUCACAUGGGAGGUGAGCACUUCCAGUUUCCUCCUCCCCUGCUUGAGAGCAGUCAUGUAACUCUCCAGUGGCUCAUAAACAUGCAACUGAGAUGACAGCUUUGAGUGUUUUCUACACUUGGUCGAGCUGGGAUUUGGUUCUUUGUUUGGCUUUUGUUGUUUAUUGUUUGUUUGGGUAUUUUUUUCCCAAGGCCUAUGUCUGUUCUGUUUGUUUAUAGUUUCUCAUGGAUGCACACUCUGGGUUUUGUUGACUGACCCCAACUGUUUUCAAGAGUUCAACCCAGAAAUCUGA
Molecule: messenger RNA, 1939 nt
Organism: Pogoniulus pusillus (Red-fronted tinkerbird)
Lineage: Eukaryota; Metazoa; Chordata; Aves; Piciformes; Lybiidae
Gene: RNF150
Product: ring finger protein 150
Exons: 7
Coding region: 146-1444 (432 amino acids)
Source: RefSeq, a predicted model, not a curated record